GGCGGAGUCUGCGCUCGGGUUCGGGCUGCGGCUGCGGCUGCGGCUGCGGCUGCUGCUGCUACACUUCUAGCUUAAGGGAAGGAGGCCGAGGCCUGGGCCAAGCCCGGAGCGGCCGCUCGCCGGAGCCUCCUGGAGCCUCCGCGCCGGCUCAGCCUGGGGGCGGGCUCCGGUCCGGCCCGCCGCCGCACCCAGGACGGAGGCUGCAUGCCCGAGGACCAGGCCGGCGCAGCCAUGGAGGAGGCAUCUCCCUAUUCCCUACUUGAUAUCUGCUUGAAUUUCUUGACUACUCACCUUGAGAAGUUCUGUUCAGCCAGACAAGAUGGAACAUUGUGUCUGCAGGAACCUGGAGUAUUCCCACAGGAGGUGGCUGAUCGACUGCUUCGGACCAUGGCUUUUCAUGGUCUACUGAAUGAUGGAACUGUGGGUAUUUUUAGGGGCAACCAGAUGCGCUUAAAGCGAGCCUGCAUUCGCAAAGCAAAGAUUUCUGCUGUUGCUUUCCGGAAAGCCUUCUGCCAUCACAAGUUAGUGGAACUUGAUGCCACAGGUGUGAAUGCUGAUAUCACAAUUACAGACAUUAUCAGUGGACUUGGCAGUAACAAAUGGAUCCAGCAGAAUCUCCAGUGCCUGGUGCUGAAUUCAUUAACUCUCUCCCUCGAGGAUCCUUACGAGCGGUGCUUUAGCCGGCUUUCUGGCCUUCGAGCUUUAAGCAUCACCAAUGUUCUCUUUUACAAUGAAGACCUGGCUGAAGUUGCCUCGUUGCCAAGAUUAGAGAGCUUGGAUAUUUCUAACACCUCGAUCACAGACAUCACUGCUCUACUGGCCUGCAAAGACCGACUCAAGUCUCUAACCAUGCACCAUUUGAAAUGUUUAAAAAUGACAACCACCCAGAUACUGGAUGUAGUUCGGGAACUCAAACAUCUGAAUCAUCUUGAUAUCUCAGAUGAUAAACAGUUUACAUCAGACAUAGCUCUUCGCUUACUGGAACAAAAAGACAUCCUACCCAACCUUGUUUCUCUGGAUGUUUCUGGGAGAAAGCACGUGACAGAUAAAGCUGUUGAAGCCUUUAUACAACAACGUCCAAGCAUGCAGUUUGUAGGUUUGCUGGCUACUGAUGCUGGUUACUCUGAAUUCCUCACAGGCGAAGGACAUUUGAAGGUGUCUGGAGAAGCCAAUGAAACUCAGAUUGCAGAAGCACUGAAGCGUUACAGUGAACGGGCAUUCUUUGUUCGGGAAGCUCUAUUUCAUCUUUUUAGUCUGACUCAUGUGAUGGAAAAAACAAAGCCAGAAAUUUUAAAGCUUGUGGUUACUGGGAUGAGAAACCACCCUAUGAAUUUGCCAGUGCAACUGGCUGCAAGCGCCUGUGUAUUUAACUUAACCAAGCAGGAUCUUGCUGCAGGAAUGCCUGUCCGACUCCUGGCUGAUGUGACCCAUUUGCUACUCAAAGCCAUGGAACAUUUUCCCAAUCACCAGCAGUUACAGAAGAAUUGCCUCCUUUCACUUUGCAGUGACCGGAUCCUUCAAGAUGUUCCAUUUAACAGGUUUGAAGCAGCCAAGCUUGUCAUGCAGUGGCUCUGCAACCAUGAGGAUCAAAACAUGCAAAGGAUGGCAGUUGCUAUCAUUUCCAUCCUGGCUGCCAAGCUUUCUACAGAACAAACUGCACAGCUUGGUACUGAGCUCUUCAUUGUCAGGCAACUUCUUCAAAUAGUGAAGCAGAAAACCAAUCAAAAUUCAGUGGACACUACGUUGAAAUUUACUUUGAGCGCACUUUGGAACCUCACAGAUGAAUCCCCGACCACUUGUAGACACUUUAUUGAAAACCAAGGGUUAGAGCUCUUCAUGAGGGUUCUAGAGUCUUUCCCAACUGAGUCAUCCAUUCAGCAGAAAGUUCUAGGACUUUUGAACAAUAUAGCUGAAGUACAAGAAUUGCAUUCUGAAUUAAUGUGGAAAGAUUUUAUAGACCACAUCAGUAGUCUUCUACACAGUGUGGAAGUGGAAGUCAGUUACUUUGCAGCUGGAAUUAUUGCCCAUUUAAUAUCCAGAGGUGAACAAGCUUGGACAUUGAGUCGUAGCCAGAGGAAUUCUCUGCUGGAUGAUUUGCAUUCAGCUAUUUUGAAAUGGCCAACUCCAGAGUGCGAGAUGGUAGCAUACAGGUCCUUUAAUCCAUUUUUCCCAUUACUUGGAUGUUUCACAACACCAGGAGUCCAGCUAUGGGCAGUUUGGGCCAUGCAGCAUGUCUGCAGCAAGAAUCCUUCAAGGUAUUGCAGCAUGCUGAUUGAAGAAGGAGGACUGCAGCAUUUAUACAACAUCAAAGAUCAUGAACAUACUGAUCCCCAUGUCCAACAGAUUGCUGUGGCCAUUCUGGAUAGCUUAGAAAAACACAUUGUGCGCCAUGGGAGGCCACCUCCCUGUAAAAAACAGCCCCAAGCCAGACUAAAUUGAUAGCCAUAAGUAUUGGAUAAUUGAAUUACAGGAAUCCUUUUUGUGAUUGGUCCAUUUGGAAUAUCUUACCGUCCGUGAUGUUUUGGGGGUUUCUAUGACCGGAGUCAUAAAAUCAGUUUGGGAUUGGUAAUGUAUAGUACUGCCCAUGUGAACAGUCCCUAAUUUGUCUUGUGAUUUUUAACUUAUGAGUCAAGAAGGGUCUCUUCCUUUAUCAUUGCCUUUUAGGAAAUUUUCCACAUCUUUCAGUGUUUGAACUUACUUGUGCUUGAGAUUCUACAGUUUUAUGGUAAAGUUUGCACGAACCCUCAGGCCAGACUUUUCGAGUCCCUUCCAGUCAAUUUGCAGCUUCACAUAAGCUGUUGACCUGAUUUCUGACACUGCUUCAGUUGUAAAUUUUAUACUGCUUCUGUAUAAAAUGGCUUUCUUCUCUAUCUGUGUAUCUUUUAUAAGAUGUCCUUCUUAGUGUGAAAGAAGGGAAAUGUGGAUCAUCUUGUGGAAGCUAAUCACUGGCAGGAGCCUGGAUGGCUGGUGGAAAGAUGUAUGAGAAAGAAAAACUAUGAAAGGAGAACGGAGUGUAGGAACUGGGAAUUGCUUUCAUGGUGUAGAUUUUAAAAUGAGACAGGCUACCCUUCAGGAGUCUACCUCUCUUGAGGCAGUGAGCAGAAGCUUGUUCUCCAUAUUUAUACCUAGAAGCAUGGACUGCUGCUUCCUGCACAGACUGCUGGUUAUUCUCUAGGAAUAUUUCCCCAAGCACCACAGUAUAAAAUAUUACAGCACUCUGUGUUAAAGACUGUCUACAUCUCCCUAUGUCGUAUUGUUGUGAAAAUGUGAUUUUAAAAAAUUAUCGCCAGUCAAAACUGGCUAUUCUUUUCCUCUAUUUCAAAAUCAUUUUUGUUCAGUGGAAUAGAGUCAACAACAUGGUGUUAACCUCUCAGUUAAAAUACAAUUGACACCAGUAAAUUUUGCCAUGAAAAGUUAAAAUCUCUUGUUCAAAAUAUGUCUAUCUUCUUAAUGUGUUCAUGUUGGAGAAAGUGUCCCCGUCUGCCAAAAAUGAAAGAAAAGAAUUAAACUUUUUAAGUGGUUAAA
Molecule: messenger RNA, 3525 nt
Organism: Macaca mulatta (Rhesus monkey)
Lineage: Eukaryota; Metazoa; Chordata; Mammalia; Primates; Cercopithecidae
Gene: ZYG11B
Product: zyg-11 family member B, cell cycle regulator
Cellular component (GO): Cul2-RING ubiquitin ligase complex
Molecular function (GO): protein binding
Source: RefSeq, a predicted model, not a curated record